This is a messenger RNA of Verticillium nonalfalfae, 1767 nucleotides long. RefSeq lists its product as uncharacterized. The transcript has 2 exons. NCBI's taxonomy places the organism in Eukaryota, Fungi, Ascomycota, Sordariomycetes, Glomerellales, Plectosphaerellaceae. The record is from RefSeq and is a predicted model, not a curated record. Bases 1 to 1767 code for a protein of 588 amino acids.
AUGAAGUUGCCCCCAGGUUCCAUAUCUGUAUUUCUCUCCACAGUAGCUGGCACCAGUUCUGCCUUCUUGCAGAAGCGGCAGUUCAGUAAUGACAGCUUCGACUGGGCCACCGUCCAACCUUCACGCAACUUGCAGUACCACGACUGCUAUGACAGGUUCAAGUGUGCGCGCUUGAAGGUGCCGCUCGACUGGACAACUGCCAAUUCGUCACAAUGCGCAAGCUCGUCCCGCUGGGCUGCCAUCGGCAUAGUCACCCUCCCGGCGUCCGUUCCCGAGACUGACCCGUCAUUCGGCGGCACAAUUCUCAUCAACCCUGGCGGCCCUGGCGGAGGCGGCACUGAAAUGGCAUUGGAUAUCGGGGUUUAUAUACAGGCAAUCUUGGACGGAGAUCGACACUAUGAAAUCCUCGGAUUCGACCCACGAGGUGUGGCACUGAGCACCCCUCGCGCCGACUGUUACAAUGACGACCUCAAACGAGCCGCCGAUUUCAUCCAGAAAGAGGGGCUGCCGGCGAUGACUUCCGGCCCUGAAGCUCUGGCUUACCAGUACCAAGCGGCAAGGGGCCUGAGUGACCUCUGUGCAGAGGCUGGGGAGGACAGCAUCUUCAACUACAUGUCGACCGCCUCUGUGGCUCGCGACAUGGUCGAGAUUGUGGAUCGCGUUGACGAGUUGCGGCACAAGAACUUGACCUCGGCGGAGGAUGAGAAGCGCGAGCUGCCGAAACUGCAGUAUUUUGGCAUCUCGUAUGGCACCAUUUUGGGCAAUACCUUUGCCUCAAUGUUUCCUGGCCGCGUGGGAAGGAUGGUGCUUGAUGGCGUAGCCGACGCCGACGACUAUAUCAGCGGUACUUGGGCGAAGAACCUCAACGAUGCUGAAGUUGUCGUCGACAAGUUCUACGAGACUUGCUUCCACGCUGGAGACCUCUGCCUCCUGAAACAGGAAUCAGAUGGCAGCGCGGCUGACAUCAGGAAGCGCGUGGACGACUUCAUACAGGAGUUGGUCAAAACUCCCAUCAUAACCGUUGCCGGAGGCCGCGUCCGUUUUGUCACGUCCCUCAUCGUCCGCGACACCAUACGCCGAGCUCUCUAUUCACCGAUCAAGGCAUACGAACUGCUGUCCAUUGUUCUCGCCACCACCCUUGCGGGCGAUUACAGCCUCCUGCUGCAAAGUCCAGCGGUCAACAAUUACGAGCGCAAGGAUGUCUGUGUCGUGCCAGGCGACUACUACCCUCCUCAGAAUUACACCUGGGACAGCGAGGCCGGAAUGGGUGUGCUUUGUGGCGAUUCCGCUAUCAAGGCCGGCGAGCGCAACAACGGUUCCUGGGCUGCGAGUAUAGUCGAGCAGCUUGAUGCCCAGUCACCAACUGCUGGAGAGCCUUGGGCGCGGAUUCCGCUUUCCUGUUCGGGGUGGACGUUUCAGCCGAAAUACGCCUUUAGGGGUCCGUUCGGCCACUUGGAUCUCGACCUUUCGAAGACAGAAGACAAGCCCGCGGCUCCGCUCCUGAUUCUGUCGACGCGACACGACCAUGCUACACCACUUGCCAACGCCGAACAUCUGUCGACGCUUUAUCCCGGAUCGGCCGUCGUCAUCCAGGAGUCUGUGGGCCACUGCGCUUUGGUCACCUCCAGGAGCGAGUGCACUGCGCAGCAUUUGCGGACGUACUUUGACAUCGGAAAGGUCCCGAGAAGCGGGACCACGUGCGAGGAAGACUGCUCCCCUGGGAUCCCUUUUGUGCCCUGUCCAGGUUUCGCCGAUACGCCGAGUUGA